AUGGCUGCUAGACACACGUUGUGCAAUGUUUUCUCUGCUUUUAUCGACAAUUUACGUCUUGUUGAAAGGCAACUAUUAGAUGGAGAUACCAGUAGAGGUGACUCAGCAGACUUUGAUAGGCAGGCAUUCUGGGAUAGGUUAGGAACAUCAGUCCAGGCUGUAUCUGCAGAGGUAACCAAGUUGUCCAUGGUAUUCUCUAAGCCUCCAGUGCCACCAGUGGAACAUUGUGAGCAGAUCAUCGGUAGAGUAGAAAAGGCCACUCUGAUGAUGGUUUCUGCGUUCUACUCAUUACCAAAAUCUCAAGGACUGAGGUUGCGAAGGUCCAUCAGGAAUGCUGUGAUAGAAGUGGUGCAGUCUGUGAUAGGCUUAGGUCAGGUUCUGAACACCCAAUCACUUGGAUCUCCCGAUCAGUUGAAGUCCACAGCUUGUGUUUGGCAAUGCACAGACUCCUUCUCAUCAUUGCCUAAAGAUAAUCGUGAGUUGGUUCUAACACUACUGGGUGACACAGCCAGCCUAGUAAAAGAUGCAGCUGAUGAACUUCAAGAAGCUGUGGACAGUGGUCUGGAGGAUGAUUUUGGGGAUUCCUCAAAUGAGCAGAUCCUGGCAGAGGACAACAGUAACAAAUGGUCAGAUCAUGACAAAGCUCUGGUCAAGGCUUGUUUAGGACUGACCAAAGUGUGUCAGUCAGUGCUGAAGAAAUCCAGUGAAGCUGUAAGACGGAAUGGUCAUUGUGACAGUGACGCUAACAUUGCUCAGUUUGAUGACCUAGCAGACCAAGUGGAACGCCUGAGCCCACAAGUGGAUGAGCUGGCCUCAAAUCUGUAUCCCCCAAUCAAUGACAGAGUGGCUGAGGAAAAUUCCCAGAAAUUAGCCGAAAAUCUCAAAAGCUGUUUACUGUUUUUAAGAAAAUCUCAUGUGACCACAGAGGAUGAUGCCCAGUGGGUAGACUUCCUCCUCACAGCAGGUCAACAUAACCUGGACAAAAUAUUCGCAGCGACAAAAGAUGGCUGACACGGCCAGAUGUUUCCAGAUU
Liolophura sinensis is the source of this 1033-nucleotide messenger RNA. Its product is annotated as cyclin-D1-binding protein 1 homolog. Lineage: Eukaryota; Metazoa; Mollusca; Polyplacophora; Chitonida; Chitonidae. Bases 1 to 1011 code for a protein of 336 amino acids. The transcript is spliced from 10 exons. The record is from RefSeq and is a predicted model, not a curated record. Gene Ontology annotation, cellular component: nucleus.